AUGUCUCAGUAUGCCAGCAGGAACCUCCCUCUGUGUGGGACAGAUGUCCCUGCAACACUCUUCAGGCAGUUUAAGAUCCUGACCAGGCUGACUGCAGCACCCAUCACAAGCCCCCGCCCUCUCCUCCACCCUCUCCUCCACCCUCUACACCCUGUCCUCCACCCUCACCACGCUCUCCCCCAUCCUCCCCUCUACCCUCUCCACCACCCUCUACACCCUCUCGUCCACCCUCCACCCUCGCCUCCACGCUCUCCCCCAUCCUCUCCCCCCCUCCACCCUCUCAAUGCUCUCCACACCCGCCCCACCCUCCCCCAUCCUCUCCUCCACCCUCACACCUCUCCUCCACCCUCUCCACGUUCUCCCCCAUCCUCUCCUCUACCCUCUCCUCCACCCUCUACACGCUCUCCCCCAUCCUCUCCUCUACCCUCUCCUCCACCCUCUACACCCUCUCGUCCACCCUCUCCACCCUCGCCUCCACGCUCUCCCCCAUCCUCUCCUCCACCCUCUCCUCCACCCUCUCAAUGCUCUCCACCACCCUCCCCACCCUCUCCCCCAUCCUCUCCACCACCCUCUACACCCUCUCCUCCACCCUCUACACGCUCUCCCCCAUCCUCUCCUCUACCCUCUCCUCCACCCUCUACACCCUCUCCCUCCCCCUCUACCCUCUCCACCACCCCUACACCCUCUCGUCCACCCUCUCCACCCUCGCCUCCACCCUCUCCCUCCUCUCUCCCUCCACCCUCCCCCAUCCAAUGCUCUCCACCACCCGCCCCACCCUCUCCCCUCCUCUCCUCCCACCCUCACCCUCUCCUCACCCUCUACAUGCUCCCCCAUCCUCCCCUCUACCCUCUCCCACCACCCUACCCCUCGUCACCUCUCCACCCUCGCUCCACGCUCUCCCCCAUCCUCUCCUCCACCCUCUCCUCCACCCUCUCAAUGCUCUCACCCGCCCACCCUCUCCCCCAUCCUCUCCUCACCCUCUACACCCUCUCCUCCACCCUCCACGUUCCCCCCAUCCUCUCCUCUACCCUCCUCCACCCUCUACACGCUCUCCCCCAUCCUCCCCUCUACCCUCUCCACCCUCUACACCCUCUCCUCCACCUCUCCACGUCUCUCCCCAUCCUCUCCUCUACCCUCUCCUCCACUCUACACGCUCUCCCCCAUCCUCUCCUCUACCCUCUCCACCACCCUCUACACCCUCUCGUCCACCCUCACCCCCGCCUCCACGCUCUCCCCAUCCCUCCUCCACCUCUCCUCCCUCUCAUGCUCCUCCACCACCCUCCCACCCUCUCCCCAUCCUCUCCUCCCCUCUCCACCUCCCCCAUCCUCUCCUCUACCUCUCCUCCACCCUCUACCCUCCCACGCUCUCCAUCCUCUCCUACCCUCUCCUCCCUCUCCACGCUCUCCCCCAUCCUCUCCUCUCCCCUCUCCUCCACCCUCUACACCCUCUCCUCCACCCUCCCCACCCUCUCCACGCUCUCCCCAUCCUCUCCUCCACCCUCUCCACCCUCGCCUCCACGCUCUCCCCCAUCCUCUCCUCUCCCCUCUCCUCCACCCUCUACACCCUCUCCUCCACCCUCCCCACCCUCUCCACGCUCUCCCCAUCCUCUCCUCCACCCUCUCCACCCUCGCCUCCACGCUCUCUAA
Molecule: messenger RNA, 1647 nt
Organism: Maylandia zebra (zebra mbuna)
Lineage: Eukaryota; Metazoa; Chordata; Actinopteri; Cichliformes; Cichlidae
Source: RefSeq, a predicted model, not a curated record